Symsagittifera roscoffensis is the source of this 4132-nucleotide messenger RNA. Its product is annotated as myosin heavy chain, cardiac muscle isoform-like. The transcript is spliced from 8 exons. The record is from RefSeq and is a predicted model, not a curated record. Bases 221 to 4003 code for a protein of 1260 amino acids. Lineage: Eukaryota; Metazoa; Xenacoelomorpha; Acoela; Convolutidae.
AAACGCGAUUACGGAGCAAAGAAUGCAAUUUAUUUGUCUUCUACACUUAAGAAAAAUUGCUUUUUAACAAGUAGACUUUUAAACUAAACCAACUGAAGUUAUAAGCCAUAGUGUACUACUUGAGCAGAAUGCAUUUUAUAAUAAUUUAGACCAUCAUUUAGACCAUUAAAUUCAAAUCUUGUUUAGCUGCUGCUUUUUGCUGGCGGGAGUUUUUAAUAGCAUGGAUUUUGGGUCUAAAUUAGACAGCACUGGCAGUCAUUUGGCGGAUGAGACUCUAGAUUUGACCAACAAGAUUCUGGACAAAAUAGACCACGAAAUGAGCCAGCUCAACUUCAACUCUGACUUCGGAUCUCGUGGUGGUAAGAAUAGCAAGAGACAUGAGGUUAAGUCGUGGAUGGCGAGGAACAGCAGCGGUGCUGGACAUCAUGACCUUGAGACUGUGGACUCUGUCAGUUAUGUGGAAGACUGUCUGUCCACAGAGAAAGACGUGGCCACUUUCAACGACACAGUUCUGUCUUCUAUUGUCGACACAGAAAAGUUCCCUCUCAAGCCUAGAUCUAAGAGAUCCAAGUCUGCAUUGGGGCGUCUGAACAAUCUGGACAAAUCUCUGGAGGCGGAGGAGCUGCUUCGAAGUUUGAUCGAGAAGAGGUUCCAGACGCGUGAGUCUCCAGACAGCACUCCUAGAUUGGACGUUCCCCGGAUCAAGUUAGAUGAGGAUGUGAAGCACCCUAAGCAGAGUGGGGGCAGCAUGUUCAAAGAGGAUGUUGGGGACAGGAUAAGGAGGCGCAUCAAUGGAGGCGAAUCUGAAGUAGAUAGUGUGAUAUCUCGCCACAUGGGGUCCAAAUUAGAUGCUCUGAGAAACAACUUCAACUUCAAUUCCAACGAUCACAGUUCCAAGUUCCACACUAGAGAACAACAUGAACCCGCUAUGGCAUUCGGAAAGCUAGCAGGGUCUUCUGAAAACGAAACCUCCAAACUCUUGACUAAAAGAGGACGAGCGCCCCAUCGUGUAAACAACUCUCGAUCACUGGGAAAAGCAAAAUCUUCGAUCAUAGGCCAGCCAGCCAAUACUGACUUCGGAAUGUCAAACUGGUUCGGGGAAAAACUUUCUGUAGGCACCAACUCGACGAACUCUUUCGCUAUGUCGUUCAAAGAGCCACCGUCUUUAUUAGCGUACAUGGCGAAUAAACCGAAUAGAAUGGACAAAUGGCAGAGUUUUGAUUCGCUUAGCUCUCAGUCAAUCAAGCUCGACUCAAACCAAUUCCAACGGUCACGACCCUUGAAAAAGAUUCAAACUUUCAACGGCAGAAGCAACAGCCAACCGGUAGAAAAAUCAAAUUACCGAAAAAAUGACAGGUCGACGUCUCGGUUUUCGGAGUUCGUGCCGAAAAACUACGAACUUUCCGAAAUAGGCUCUGCGACUGAACAGGAAAUGGAAUACAUAAAAGCCGAAGCUGCUCGGAUUAAAUUCGAAAUGGAGUCGACCAAAAACAGCUUCAAUCCUAUUGGUCGAAACAUGAGAACUCGUGAGCGGCGACACAGCUCUAGCAGUAGUAUUUCGAGCACUCCUCGGAACUUCAGCACAAAACCUAAGCCACCAACCAGAGCCUUCAGUUCUCAACCAAACAACUCGACAAAUGAUGUCAUUUUGAAAGAAACCGAACGAAGCAUGGCGAAGCUGAAAGAUUUGGACCUUGAGGUACAAUCUGUCCUGAGCAAAAAACAGGCAGCGAAUCGCGAAAUACUUGAGCUUCAGCAGAAAAAGAAAGAAUUAAAACAAGAAAUUUCGGAAAAUGAGGCUGAAAUCAGGAGCCAAAACGUGGCGAUGAAGAAGGAACAACAUGCGUUAGAAAUGACAUGUGAGCAGAAAACUCAGGCGGAGAGAGAACUAGAGCAGCUGAAGCGACAAGUGGAAGACAGCAAGUCUAGUUGGAACAACCAGUUGGAACUGAACACACGACAGAUUUCACAACUGAUUGAGGAAAACACUUUGCUGAAGGAAAACAUGCAGCGAGGAGAGAUCACACAGUACGAGCGAUACGAGUUGCAACGACAGUUGGAGGAUCUUCGUGAACAACUGAGAAACGAGACAACAGAGAGCCGAAUGAAGAACCACGAGAUGAAUUUAGAGUUGAAGGAAGCUGAGAAGAAGUUGAGACAGUACGACGAAACGAACCGAGAACUUAUUUCACGACUGGAACAGCUAGACGGAGACUACGCCGAGAAAGUUAAGAAAGUGAACGAAAUUAACAAUUUUGUCAAAAACGAACUCAGUGACACUAAAACUACACUCGGACAGUUAGCCGAUGAUCACGAAAGAUUAAAGCAAAACUCAAAUGACCAAAACGAGAAACUCAUUGAGUGUGAAAACGUUAUUUCCGAGAGGGAUUCUGAAAUAGCCGAGUUGAAAAGAAUAAACGAACAACUGCAAUUCGAGCUGCAGAGAAUGGAACAGUCACAUGUGGAAACAGUCGAGACUAUGGAGAUCAACAUGACACGAGACAAAAACGCUGCUGUCGACGAACUAAACAGUAGGAUAAAUGAACUGAACAAGAAGCAUCAGAGCACACUGGAGGAGUUGCGAGAAGAAAUGGAGAGUAUCAGAAAGCAGAAAUCGAACGAAAUCGAACACUGGAAAGAAAAGUUGAAUGUGCAGUCUGAAGCGACAAGAGAGCUCGGCGAAAGGUUGCGACUAGAGGCACAAGAACAGGUGAGAGCGGCCGUUGUCCAAGAGAGAACAAACUUCGAAUCCGAGAAAUCCUUUUUGGUGAAACGAGAGCGUGAUAAUUUCGACGAUGAACUCGCGCGAACUACUAGACGUCUUCAAGAUGCGAUAGAUUACGAGAAAAAGCUGCUAAGUCAGUCGCAUGGUCAAGUUGCCGACCUUAAAAGCGAGAUAGAGACUCUUAGAGCGGAGAACCGAAACUUGUACAAAGAAGCGACCGACGCUAAUUUGGUAGCCCGAGAAAGUGCUUUACGCGAACACUCAAACGAGAUAAGAACUCAGAAGGAAAAGAUGGAAAAAGAAUACAAUGACAAAGUUUUUGAGCUUCAGGAGCAAAUUAGGCUUAUUCAGGAUCAACUAGAGCUAACGAAAGUCGAGAACCACAAUGCCACGACUCGUUAUCACGACUUAGAAACCCGAGUUGUACAACACGAGAAAGCUAUUCUUCUGGAAAUCAACGAGGAGUGUCGACGCAUCUGCAAAAUGAUAAAUGUGAAUUACAACCGAAUCAAGAAGAAGCGAACAGGUAGAGAGGCGAACAGUGAUUCGAGUACUAACCCGACGAGCGCAGUUAUAAACAGUACUACAGAGGCGGUUAUUAAUCUGAAGGCAUGCGUGAGUGAACUGCAAACUUACGUGUUCGAACUAAGAGAGGAAGCUGAUGGCGCGAAACUGAAGUCGCAGCAGACCAAGGAGAAGACGGAGAUGUACAUAAGGAGUGUGAGGGAGGAGCUGAAUGCAGAGCACCAGAGGAAGAUAGAAGACUUGAGAGAGAAGCUGAAUUUGGCCCACAUGGAAGAAAUCAGUAAGAUGCAGGAAGACAUGAUGGAGCAGGAUCUGCACGAUGAGUUGAGGGAGUUGAAAAAGGAGAACUCUGACUUGAGAUCGGAGAUGUCUAAGUUCAAACGGGACACAGCUGAGAAAUUGGCCAAGCAGUUCGAAAAGGAGAUUCAGGACUAUGAGGUGAACAGUAUGGUAGAGAGCAGGCUGAAGUCUGACAACUACAUCCCAAGGAGACACUACGCAGAGCUGGAGAGGGAGCACAAGAGACUAGUGGCCGCCACUGAGUCACAGCACAAGAGUGGGGGGCGGGUGGGGGUCAUGGGGGGCAGUGGGGGGAGUGAGGACAGCAGCAGCACUGCCUCCCUGCAACUGCUGAGACAUCUGCAGCAGAAGGUCAACGCACUCAAGGACGAGAACAGUCGACUCAAAAUGACUGUUUCCAUGAACAACUCAAUGCAGGGAAUUCCUCCUAGAGCAGCCCCACCUUCUGAUUGAAGUUCAAACAGAAGCAACCAACAGAUAUCCUAUUUGUGCCGUUGAAAUCUAGUAGACUGCUUUUCAUAAUAUAUUUUGUAAAUAAUCACUAAGCACUUUAUCAAUAAAUUCAAGGUCAGAUUUCAAAAA